Molecule: messenger RNA, 1985 nt
Organism: Dermacentor andersoni
Lineage: Eukaryota; Metazoa; Arthropoda; Arachnida; Ixodida; Ixodidae
Biological process (GO): proteolysis
Molecular function (GO): metalloendopeptidase activity
Source: RefSeq, a predicted model, not a curated record
CAAAAAACCAAAAACAGGAAUUUUGCCAUAGUUAUCUGGAAUAGAAAGACAAUAAAAAAAAAAAGACAUGUGUAACCACAGUGUGAAAUCCUUGAAGAGAUUCUCGUUCAAUCAUUUCUACGCAGCUAGAGUGCAGCCCCGAAGAAACUCAGUGGAUGGCGUCGCAGCGCAAUAAGGCACGAGAAGAGAAAUCUGGCGACUACGUCAAGCUACUCCGCUUAUACGGGAUGACGAGCACCCGCGACGAACAACUCGCUACCAAGAUUAUGAAAUACGAGGAAGAACUGCAUGGAAUUAUCAAAAACACAACUCCGCCAGAAGCCCCCGUCGUGUCAGGAACAAUCCGUGGCAUGGGACAGACGACGAAACCAUACGUGACACCAGGCAUGUGGUCUACCAUGUUUUCCAAGUACACCAAUAACACCUACAACGGCAACAACACGAUUGUGUACCAGCAGUACAUCCUGGACGUUCUCGUAAAACUCAUCAAGCUUAGUGCUGUGGGUACCGAGGGACUUCGGCACCUGAUCGCCUGGAGUAUGUUCCGGCAGCUGGUGCGCUAUACGGAGCCAAAGUUCUUGCUGGACAAAACGAGCGGGAGCGAAGCCUGCUACAGUAACGUCCUCCAGGCAAUGAAGCUGGCGGUCGUGAGCCCUUUCCUACAGUCGAGGGUCAAGCCGGAAAUGGUGAGCGAGGCUGAGAGAAUGAUGAAGAACAUCAUGGCAGCCUUUCGAGCGGCCUUGGUGUCAUCUACCUGGCUCGAUGGCAAAGCGCGAGCCAUUACCAUUAGGAAGCUGGACAAGAUGAAGUACUACGUGGGGAGCCCGGGCCGCCGGCUGGAGCCUGACUUCGUGGAGGAGCUUUACGCUUCCUUCCCAGACGUGCUCUUGGAUGGAUUCUUCACCUCGUGGAGGACGGCGCUCUCAUUUUCACGUCACCAAAUGUGGGCUGACCAAUCGACCUGGCUGUACGACGAGGCAGACGUGAACGCGCAAUACACAGUGCAUUUGAACGCCAUUAUCGUCCCGACAGCGAUAUUGCAGCGACCCUUCUUUUACUACGGUUUUCCGGCCGCCCUCAACUACGGUGGCAUUGGCACGAUAAUGGGCCACGAAAUAAUGCACGCUUACGACAUAGUGGGUUCGAAUUACGACGACAGAAGCCAUUUCGAACCCUGGAGAACGAAGAAGUUUGGAGAGGAGUACGCGAAGCGAACCUUAUGCCUACGAAAAUCACACAAGAAAGUCAUGAGGAGGUUGCCUCGUCUGGAGAUGGUUGACGACACGCUGGACUCGGAGAACUUGGCCGACUUCGUGGGCACCGUGAGCACGUACGCGGCCUACGCUUCGUUGCCCCGUCAGGAGCGCGACAUGGUGCUUUCCGGUCUCAACAUGACGGCCGAGCGCCUCUUCUUCAUCAAUAGCUGCGUCAAGUGGUGCGAUGACGAGUCCUUAACGGGAGGGCGGUAUUCGCCGAGUCGUUCCCGCUGCCUCGUACCCCUGGUGAACAUGCCCCAAUUCGCGGCCGCGUUCGACUGCGCUCCAGGGACGCCCAUGAACCCGCAAGAGAAGUGCAGUUUUUGGUAGUGGAAGCGGUAUCGAUGUUUAUUGUGAAUAUAUUUGGUUAUCUUAAAUUUUUCAAUUGCGCCGACACGAGCGGUAGUAAUAUUGUUGGCUACACGGUGAUCGCUUCCUUAUCUCUGACGAACGUUUCAACAAGCAUAGUUUUAUUUUCGGGAAUUCCGACAACAAAGAGCAUUGCCGCAUAUUCGCGUGAUCGCUCAAGACUAGAUGGUCGGUCACGUGUAGGUAAAACUGAAGCGUGAAAAUGCAGUAAAGAUGUUCUUAGCCCGCUUAUGACGUCUCAGUACAUGCACCAAGCAGCUAUUAACCUGCCAACUAUGUAACUCCCCACGAGUUGGUUAACGAUGCCUUCAAAGCACUAGCAAACCCAGACUAUGCGUCUGAUAUGUAUUUUUUCGAAGU